AGUCUCAGGGACGGAGGAGGGGCGCCAAGGCCCCAUGUGUGGGAGGAUUGCUUCAGCUCCACAAACUUGCACGGAUUUUGAUUACUUCUUUGGCCAAUGGGUCUGCGCUGAUUUCUUUCGAAUUGUUGCAAAUUCGCCAUUGUUCCCUGACUGCUUACGAAGUUGGAUCCGGAAUUUCUUUUCGACCGGGAGCCAUUGGUGUCGAGGUGUCUGCAAUGAACCCCGUGAAUGCUACUGCUCUCUACAUUUCCGCGAGCCGCCUAGUGCUCAACUACGACCCCGGAGACCCCAAGGCGUUUACUGAGAUUAACAGGCUCUUGCCUUACUUCCGACAGUCCCUCUCGUGCUGUGUUUGCGGACAUUUGCUACAAGAUCCCAUUGCACCUACCAACUCAACCUGCCAACACUAUGUCUGCAAAACUUGUAAAGGCAAGAAAAUGAUGAUGAAACCUUCAUGUAGCUGGUGCAAAGACUAUGAGCAGUUUGAGGAAAAUAAGCAGUUAAGCAUCCUAGUGAACUGCUACAAAAAACUAUGCGAAUAUAUAACACAGACUACUUUGGCACGGGAUAUAAUAGAAGCAGUUGAUUGUUCUUCUGAUAUUUUGGCUUUGCUUAAUGAUGGAUCAGUGUUUUGUGAGGAGACAGAAAAACCCUCAGAUUCAUCCUUUACUUUGUGUUUGACGCAUUCCCCUUUACCUUCAACCUCAGAACCCACAGCGGAUCCUCAAGCUAGUUUAUCUCCAAUGUCUGAAAGCACUCUCAGCAUUGCCAUCGGCAGUUCUGUUAUCAAUGGGUUGCCCACUUAUAAUGGGCUUUCAAUAGAUCGAUUUGGUAUAAAUAUUCCUUCACCAGAACAUUCAAGUACCAUUGAUGUAUGUAACACUGUUGACAUAAAAACUGAGGAUCUGUCUGACAGCCUGCCACCUGUCUGUGACACAGUAGCCACUGACUUAUGCUCCACAGGCAUUGAUAUUUGCAGUUUCAGUGAAGAUAUUAAACCUGGUGACUCUCUAUUACUGAGUGUUGAGGAAGUACUCCGCAGCUUAGAAACUGUUUCAAAUACAGAGGUUUGUUGCCCUAAUUUGCAGCCGAACUUGGAAGCCACUGUAUCCAAUGGACCUUUUCUGCAGCUUUCUUCCCAGUCUCUUAGCCAUAAUGUUUUUAUGUCCACCAGUCCUGCACUUCAUGGGUUAUCAUGUACAGCAGCAACUCCGAAGGUAGCAAAAUUGAAUAGAAAACGAUCCAGAUCAGAAAGUGACAGUGAGAAAGUUCAGCCACUUCCAAUUUCUACCAUUAUUCGAGGCCCAACAUUGGGGGCAUCUGCUCCUGUGACAGUGAAACGGGAAAGCAAAAUUUCUCUUCAACCUAUAGCAACUGUUCCCAAUGGAGGCACGACGCCCAAAAUCAGCAAAACUGUACUUUUAUCUACUAAAAGCAUGAAAAAAAGUCAUGAACAUGGAUCCAAGAAAUCUCACUCUAAAACCAAGCCAGGUAUUCUAAAAAAAGACAAAGCAGUAAAGGAAAAGAUACCUAGUCAUCAUUUUAUGCCAGGAAGUCCCACCAAGACCGUGUACAAAAAACCCCAGGAAAAGAAAGGGUGUAAAUGUGGGCGUGCUACUCAAAAUCCAAGUGUUCUUACAUGCCGAGGCCAACGCUGCCCUUGCUACUCUAACCGCAAAGCCUGCCUAGAUUGUAUAUGUCGUGGCUGCCAAAACUCCUAUAUGGCCAAUGGGGAGAAGAAGCUGGAGGCAUUUGCUGUGCCAGAAAAGGCCUUGGAGCAGACCAGGCUCACUUUGGGCAUUAAUGUGACUAGCAUUGCUGUGCGUAACGCUAGUACCAGCACCAGUGUAAUUAAUGUCACAGGGUCCCCAGUAACGACGUUUUUAGCUGCCAGUACACGUGAUGAUAAAAGUUUGGAUGAAGCUAUAGACAUGAGAUUCGACUGUUAAAUCAGUGGGUCUUUUAAACCUACCCUUGGUAGGGAAAUAGCUACAGUUUAAGGGCAGCUAUGGUUCUGUUGGUUUAACUUGCCGGAGCUCCUGCAUAUAGAUCACUUGUAUCAAGUGUUUUCAUUGCUAAGUUAUAUGUGUUAGUGUCGGGGAAAUAGUUUGCAGAUAAUGGAGGAGUAACCCUACAACUAUAUGUCCUUAGUUCUUACAGAACCUCAUAGUUUGAGAACAAAUGCUGAUGCAACUGAUUUAUAUAAAAUGAACUUUGGCAAGGAAAAUAACAUUAACCUCAUUGUUUAUGGUCAUGCUUUGUGCAUAAUCAAAGUUUAUGAUUAAAUGUAAGGAAGUGGUAUCUAGUCAGUCCAUAAAGAUUGUGCUAAUUUUUUGUGGAAAAGUAGCCAUUAGUUUGUUCAGGAAACUCAGUGCUGCUUUCAGAUGCCAUUGAUGUUUCUCCUGUUGAAUAGCUGAUGUGUCCAGCUCAACCUUUGUGCUGAUGUAAUACCAUUUCUGAUCAUGAAAAUUGGCUACCGGUGUAUGUAGCAGUUCUUAAAUCAGCAGUAUUAUGAAAGAAAAUUUCCCCCUCAUUAGAAUGUUUCAGAAAUCUGUUUUUAAAAAAAAAUAAAUUCUGUCAGACGGCAAAUAUUUAGCUGUUCAUGCUGUAAAACUCUUCUGAGUUGAGCCCCCUUUUUUAGUUUAGUCUGACUCAUUUCUAGGGAAAAAAAUAUAAAUCCUUCCUUCACUUUGAGCAAUGUUCUGAUUGGAUAAAUGAAGUGGAGAAGAGCAGUUUUAUUCUGAAGGUAAUUGAAUUUAGACUAUAUAGUAUGUGACAGAGUUUUUAAAAAAUUAUAAAAAUAUUUUAUUUAGAAAUUGGGAUUUAUUUAAAAUAAUUUUGGAAUAAUGCCCCCAAACUUAACUAGAUUUAUACAUUAUACUUUACUGCCACUGGCCACUUCUUUGAUUUUUGUUUACUCUAAUAGUUUAUUUGCCACAGACGUUAUUUUGAAUAUGCUCCUAUUUUCUUUUUAGGGUGCUAUUCAUUAUGAAGGCCUCUUUAUUGAGGCCUUAAAAAUGCCUUUUUUGAAGCCUGUGCAUUUAGGUAGUUUGAAGUUAGGAGGAUUUUCUUUAGAAUGCUCUUUUGCAUGUAAAGCACAAAACUAUUUUUCAAUUUAAAUGCACUUCUUCCCUUUUAAUUUUUAUGAGGGAAGAGAAGUGAGUCACAAACAUUCUGUUGAAGGGAAAUCUAGUCAGUUGCUUGAAAGAGCACAGCCCAAAUAAACCAAGAACUGACUAGGUAUAAAGAAAUAACCUUAUGAUUUAAAAGAAGAGCUGCUGCUUUGACAGUACUUAUUUAAGGAAAUACUGCUGGAAAAUUUCCAAUUUCUACUACGUUCGCCAUCUCUAGUCAGAUCUGACAUAUGUUGAAGUUAUGUUUUGAUUUGGCACACAGCAUGUUCAAUGAUGGUUACUCACUUAGUACAAGACAUGGAGAAGAAACCCCUUGGACACAGAGCAGAUGACACCUCCUUCUGUUUUGUAGUGUAUCCUGGUGUCAUUUUCUGUGAAUGUGGUCAGGUAGAGUUGUUUUUGUUGUUGUUGUUGGGCUUUUUUUUUUUUUUUUUUUUGGUCUCUUUUGGUGGGGUGGGGGUGGGCUAAAGCCAUAGGAAGAAAAAUGUGAUGUAUGUGUCCAGUAUGUACUAUUUUGUUUUUGUUUUGCAAGAAGAGUUGAACUAUUUUUGAUAACAAGAGUAAAUGGUGGAAAAUG
Molecule: messenger RNA, 3711 nt
Organism: Nycticebus coucang (slow loris)
Lineage: Eukaryota; Metazoa; Chordata; Mammalia; Primates; Lorisidae
Gene: MSL2
Product: MSL complex subunit 2
Exons: 2
Coding region: 216-1949 (577 amino acids)
Cellular component (GO): MSL complex
Molecular function (GO): ubiquitin protein ligase activity
Source: RefSeq, a predicted model, not a curated record